UUCUUAGUCGUCACUUCGUGCCCACCGUCACUUUGUAAGCGUUGGACCCAUUAGCAACCGGGCGUGCGUCGCAGAAAGAGAAAGAAGUGACAGGCUUGCGCGUGAAGCCAGCGUGUCCAGGAUCGACCGAACGAUAACCAGGCCGAUCGAGCCCCUACCGUAGCCCUAAGCGCCCGAUUCGGUGGCUGCGCGUCGCCUUAUCUCGCGUCAACAUGGCGUUACGUGAAAGCAAGAAGUGGCCUUACACCGUGGCUUCGACGACGGGCCUGAUAGACUCGCACUGCCACCUGGACUACUUGUUUAGCAAGGCGAACCACUUCGGGAGCUACGCCGACUACCGACGCGAGAACCAGCACACCUUCCCGGACUGCUACGAGGGUUGCGUGGCAAACUUUUGCAACCCGGUCACCUUCAAGCUGGAGUACAUGUGGGACGCGCUGCUCUCCGAGGACAAGGUGUGGGGCGCGUUUGGCGUCCAUCCCAAGAUGGCGGACGAGUACAACGACCAAAUCGAGCAGCAGCUGCUGCAUGCGCUUCAGCACCCGAGCGUAGUGGCGUUCGGUGAGAUCGGCCUUGACUACUCCAACAAGAACCGCGACGAACAGCAGCAGGUGUUCCGCACGCAGCUGCAGUUGGCCACCAGCCGCGGCCUGCCGCUGGUCAUUCAUUCGCGCAACGCCACUGCGGACACCAUUCGCAUCAUGCGCGAGAUGGUGCCCGCCAACUACAUGAUCCACGUGCACUGCUUCAACGGCAACUGGAACGAGGCUCUCCAGUGGCUCGACCCCUUUCCGCACCUCUGCCUCGGGCUGACACCCAAGCUCGAGCAGUCGGGAGAUCUGGCCGAGGCCGCGCGCCGCAUCCCGCUGGAGCGGCUGCUUCUGGAGACCGACGCGCCAUUCUUUCUGCCCAAGGAUGAGAAAGGAAAGAGCAGCGUCGCCCACCCCGGAAUGGUCAUCCACGUGGCCACGAAGUUGGCUAACAUCCGAAACACCACCGUCGGCGAGGUCCUGGAGGCUGUGCGUCAGAACACGAAACGCGUGUACGGCAUCUGAAGCCGAAUUGCACGCUGCAGUGCCGUGUGCCUUACGGAGCGUGCCAAUGACGCAGCUGUUCACGCCGCCGAUGGCGUGCCACAAAUUGCCUUGCCCGCUUCCCGACGAGCGUGCGAUUGGAGUAAAAUUGUUUAUAAAUCGACAAGCCGUGAUGCAGUGUAAAACCAUUGCGUUCAUAUC
Molecule: messenger RNA, 1235 nt
Organism: Rhipicephalus sanguineus (brown dog tick)
Lineage: Eukaryota; Metazoa; Arthropoda; Arachnida; Ixodida; Ixodidae
Product: putative deoxyribonuclease TATDN2
Exons: 1
Coding region: 213-1055 (280 amino acids)
Molecular function (GO): hydrolase activity, acting on ester bonds
Source: RefSeq, a predicted model, not a curated record